Messenger RNA from Passer domesticus (house sparrow), 7188 nucleotides. RefSeq names its product PTPRF interacting protein alpha 1 (gene PPFIA1). Gene Ontology annotation, biological process: synapse organization. Gene Ontology annotation, cellular component: presynaptic active zone. Gene Ontology annotation, molecular function: protein binding. The coding region runs from base 1094 to 4894 and encodes 1266 amino acids. The transcript is spliced from 32 exons. The record is from RefSeq and is a predicted model, not a curated record. NCBI's taxonomy places the organism in Eukaryota, Metazoa, Chordata, Aves, Passeriformes, Passeridae.
GCCGCCCCCUCAGGCCGUGGCGGCACCACCCACCCGGCCGCGGCCGACCCCGCGCCGGCCACCACGGACGUGGAGGAGGCGGCGGCGGCGGGCGGAGCCGGGCCCGGGCCGAGGGGACCGUCCCGGCGUGGCGGAGCCGCCGCCGCUCGGUAGGGCCGGAGCGAGGGCGGGCUCAGCGGGGCCUCCGCGGCCGGGCUCGCCCCGCAGGGCUGCGCCGGGCCCGGGCCGGCCGCGCCGCUGGGGCCUCGGCGGGGAGCGAGCGAGGCGAGGAGGGAGGCCCGGCCCGGCCCGGUGCUCCCGGGACGGAGCGGGCAGCGGGAGAGCCAGCCCCGCGUCCUCCGCCCGCAGCUUUGUUCGCCGCGCCCUCCUCGGGGCCGGGGACCGGGCCGGUGCCCCCGGAGCUGCCGCGUCCUUUCUUUGCCCGCUCUCGGUCGCGGAGCAUCGUCUGCGGGACUGGUGCGGAGGAAACAACAGGUCUCGCUCCCUGCUCGCCUGCCAAAGCGACGCCAGCGCCUUGCUCUUGGGAUUAUAAAUGUUUGAACUAAGACGCAGGGAACGGGAAGGAGAGCUUCCCGUUGGAAUUAAUAUAAGAGAAAAGAAGGGAGGCUUUUCCAAAUCCUCUGCAAGAAAGCUCAUGCUGUUUUCCCCUGCUCUGUUUAAUAAUGCGAUUGUGACCUGAGUGGAAUUUAUGAGCGAUGAAGUGUUGAAGCUUGUUACAUCUCUGCAUCGGACUACAUUAUUAUUUUUUUUUUUGGUCAGCACAUGAUUCCUCUAUCCCAGCUGUUGCAGGACCUAUGGGCCAGUAAUAGAGGGAUGGGAAGCUGAGACAGUUUAUUUUCACAUUCUUCUGUGCCGGGGACUUCACGAGCUAGCUGAAGCUGCUGCUUUUUACUGGAUCUGCUCUUUCCUCGGCAGGCUUUUUAUUAUUUUUUUUCAUGUGUUUUGAUUAAACAGUCAUUGGACUGAAGCUGGAUGGGUGCUUUGCAAUCCAAAGGGUUUUGGGGGAUAACAGAAAACUGCUAAAACAGAGAAGAACUGGUGCUGCAGGACACCUGGGGCCUGUUUUCCAAGCCUUUUCGUUUUAUUGAGCAAGAUGAUGUGUGAGGUGAUGCCAACCAUCAGUGAGGCCGAGAUUCCCGCCGGGGGAAAUGGAGGCCACGGUUCAGGUUCCCCGCUGCAGUCAGAUGCUGAUUCCCACUUUGAGCAGUUAAUGGUGUCCAUGCUGGAGGAGAGGGAUCGCCUGCUGGAAACGCUCCGAGAAACUCAGGAGACGCUCGCCCUCACCCAGGGCAAGCUGCAUGAGGUUGGCCAUGAGAGAGAUUCCUUGCAGAGGCAGCUCAAUACUGCACUUCCACAGGAAUUUGCAGCGCUCACAAAAGAGCUGAAUGUAUGCAGGGAGCAGCUGCUUGAAAGGGAAGAAGAAAUUGCUGAACUGAAAGCAGAAAGGAAUAACACGAGGCUAUUACUGGAACAUUUGGAGUGUCUUGUCUCCAGGCAUGAGCGAUCCCUCAGGAUGACUGUUGUGAAGAGACAAGCUCAGUCUCCAGCAGGAGUUUCUAGUGAAGUAGAAGUUCUCAAAGCACUAAAAUCCUUAUUUGAGCACCACAAAGCCCUUGAUGAAAAGGUAAGGGAGAGAUUACGAGUAGCACUUGAAAGGUGUAGCUUAUUGGAAGAAGAACUAGGUACUACACAUAAAGAGUUAAUGAUUCUGAAAGAGCAAAAUAAUCAGAAGAAAACACUUCCAGAUGGGAUGCUGGAUAUAAAUCAUGAACAAGAAAAUACACCAACUACAAAUGGGAAGAGAUCCUCUGAUGGUUCAUUAUGCCAUGAUGAAAACCUUGCUAAAGUGAUUGAACUCCAAGACAUCAUAGAUAAGCAAAACAAAGAGCAGACACAAAUGAAAGAACGCCUCACUGCUUUGUCCAGCAGAGUAACAGAGCUGGAAGAAGAUCUAGACACAGCAAGGAAAGACUUAAUAAAAUCUGAAGAAAUGAACACAAAGUUACAGAGGGAUGUACGAGAGACCCUGGCCCAGAAGGAGGACAUGGAGGAGAGAAUCACCACUCUGGAGAAACGCUACCUCGCUGCACAACGUGAAGCUACAUCCGUGCACGACCUCAAUGAUAAACUUGAAAAUGAAAUUGCCACUAAAGACUCCAUGCACCGACAGAGCGAAGAUAAGAACAGGCAGCUGCAAGAGCGACUGGAACUGGCUGAGCAAAAGCUGCAGCAGACCCUGAGAAAAGCUGAGACUUUGCCAGAGGUGGAGGCUGAGCUGGCACAGAGAGUGGCAGCUCUUACAAAGUCUGACCUUUUGUCUCCUGGGAGCUCUGCUGCUAAAGAUGCUAAAGUUUUGGAACUUGCCACCAAGCUUAGGAAGGCUGAGGAGAGACACGGCAAUAUUGAGGAGCGGCUGAGACAGAUGGAGGCACAGCUUGAAGAGAAGAAUCAAGAACUGCAAAGGGCUAGACAGAGAGAGAAGAUGAAUGAAGAGCAUAAUAAACGUUUGUCAGAAACUGUUGAUAAGCUUCUGUCUGAAUCCAAUGAAAGGCUCCAGCUUCAUCUCAAGGAGAGGAUGGCCGCCCUGGAAGACAAGAAUUCACUUCUUCGAGAAAUUGAAAAUGCAAAAAAACAAAUAGAAGAACUUCAGCAUGAAAAGGAUCAACUUGUAUUAAAUGUUGAUGCAUUAAGGGCUGAAAACGACCAAGUGAGGCUCAGAGCCACAUCACUUCAUCAUAGCAGAGCGGAUUUCAGGUUCCCUGUGCCACCCUCCUCUGUGGGGGACAGUCACACAGACUCCUACGGCACGUCCUCCGUGCUGAGGCGGCCCCAGAAGGGGCGUCUGGCUGCUCUCAGGGACGAGCCUUCGAAGGUUCAGACCCUCAAUGAGCAGGAUUGGGAGCGGGCCCAGCAAGCCAGUGUGUUGGCAAAUGUGGCACAAGCAUUUGAGAGUGAUGUGGAUGUGUCUGACAUGGAGGACGACAGGGAGACCAUUUUCAGCUCAGUUGAUCUGCUGUCACCAAGUGGUCAGGCCGACGCUCAGACUUUGGCCAUCAUGCUGCAGGAACAGUUGGAUGCAAUCAACAAAGAGAUCAGACUGAUCCAGGAGGAGAAGGAGAACACGGAGCAGCGUGCGGAGGAGAUCGAGAGCCGCGUGGGCAGCGGCAGCCUGGAGGCGCACGGCCGGUUCCGCUCGCUGGGCUCCAUCGGCCCCGCGCUCGGCGGGGCCCUGGCCGGCUCCUCCCCGCCCGGCAGCGGCCGCUCCACGCCCCGCCGCGUCCCGCACAGCCCCGCCAGGGAGGUGGACAGGCUGGGCAUCAUGACUCUGCCUAGUGAUUUAAGGAAACACCGUAGAAAGUCUCCAGCUUCCAGAGAAGAGGUACGAGAUGACAAAACCACCAUAAAAUGUGAGACAUCACCACCUUCUUCACCUCGGUCCUUGCGUCUGGACAGAGUCCAGAAAGGAGCUCUGCACACAGUGAGCCACGAAGAUAUCAGGGACAUUAGGAAUUCAACAGGUUCACAAGAUGGCCAAACAAGUAAUCCUAGUAGCAGUAACAGCAGCCAAGAUUCCCUCCACAAAGCCCCCAAAAAGAAGGGGAUCAAAUCCUCCAUUGGCCGCCUGUUUGGCAAGAAGGAAAAGGGACGACCUGGACAAGGAAGCAAGGAAGCUCUAGGACAAGGUGGUCUGGGAGAAGCAGAUGGUUCCUCUCAGGAUGCAUUAGGCCUCAGCAAACUUGGAGGUCAGGCAGAGAAAAACAGGAAAAUGCAGAAAAAGCACGAGUUGCUGGAGGAAGCCAGAAGACAAGGUUUGCCUUUUGCACAGUGGGAUGGGCCCACUGUGGUGGUGUGGCUGGAGCUGUGGGUGGGGAUGCCAGCCUGGUACGUGGCUGCCUGCCGAGCCAAUGUGAAAAGCGGUGCUAUCAUGUCAGCCCUGUCUGACACGGAAAUCCAGCGGGAAAUUGGCAUCAGCAAUCCCCUGCACAGGCUCAAGCUGCGCCUGGCUAUCCAGGAAAUCAUGUCCCUCACCAGCCCCUCUGCCCCUCCCACCUCAAGGACGACCACGGGAAAUGUCUGGGUAACACAUGAAGAGAUGGAAAAUCUUACAGCCACACAACAAACGGAAGAUGAGGAGGGAAGCUGGGCUCAGACAUUAGCCUAUGGUGACAUGAACCACGAGUGGAUUGGCAAUGAGUGGCUGCCAAGCCUGGGGCUCCCUCAGUACCGCAGCUACUUCAUGGAAUGUCUGGUGGACGCUCGGAUGCUGGAUCACUUGACUAAAAAAGAUCUGCGUGGGCAGCUGAAAAUGGUGGACAGCUUUCACAGGAACAGUUUUCAGUGUGGAAUUAUGUGCCUCCGAAGACUGAAUUAUGAUCGAAAAGAACUGGAAAGGAAAAGAGAAGAAAGCCAGAAUGAAAUUAAGGAUGUUCUGGUGUGGAGCAACGAGAGGAUGAUCCACUGGGUGGUGUCCAUCGGCCUUAAGGAAUACGCGAACAACCUGCUCGAGAGCGGCGUUCACGGCGCACUUGUGGCCUUAGAUGAAUCCUUUGAUUACAAUGCAUUAGCUCUCCUGCUGCAGAUCCCCACUCAAAACACACAGGCUCGUGCUGUUCUGGAGAGGGAAUUCAAUAACCUCCUUGCUAUGGGAACUGAUAGAAGACUUGAUGAAGAUGAUGAUAAGAGCUUUAGGAGAGCACCUUCGUGGAGAAAGAAGUUUAGACCAAAGGACAUAAGAGGUUUAGCUGCUGGAUCAGCAGAGACUCUUCCUGCAAAUUUCAGAGUUACAACCUCAAUGUCUUCACCCUCUAUGCAGCCAAAGAAGAUGCAGAUUGAUGGCAGUGUAUCAGGAACACAAAGAUUGGAUUCUGCCACAGUAAGGACCUACUCCUGUUAAAGCCUUCUCCUGCUGGAGAUUGCAGGAGGCAAUAAAGUGAUAUCCAGCAUGGCAUGGCAGUAAUUCAGUGCAUCACUGCUGCUGAGCUGUUUGUGACAAUCAUGGAAUGCAAUGGUGGUUAAAACCUGCUAAUGGAAUCUUCUGUGUUUUUUUCUUUUUGUGUGUUGUUUUUGUUUGUUGUUUUUGCAGUUUACCCACACUAUUUCUACCGGUGAUAUGCAGCAUUUUGAACAUUUGGAACCCUUAACCUGUUAAUACUUGUUAAAUGGACACUUUGAGAUAUUUUAUUACAGAGUUUUUAAUUAGCAAAUAAAUUCAUGAGUACUAUAGAGAAAAUAUUUUAGAAUCUAAAUGUUUCUUAUAUUUAUGUGACUUGUCAUUUAUAUAGUUACUUACUUUUUCUGUUUCUAUUCAGUCUACAAAUCAAAUCAUUGCUGAUUUUUUAUUCUAAUUUUAGUCUUUCCAACUGAAUGUACUGUAAUGCUUGUAUGUAUAUGUCCCUAUGAGCAAUAUAGGGUUUUUGUAAAUUAUGCAGUAACUGUAAUUAUCAUUGUUUUUUAAUAAUGGAACUGAAGGUGAAAAGGAUUUUAAUACCUUUGUAAAAGUAUCAUGACACCGAGCAGUAUAUAUUUUGUCUUUUGGAGCUCUUAGCUUAGAUCUGAAAACAAGUUCAGCUUUUUUCAGGUGAGCCUUUGUUGAUGUAGAGGGGACGGUACAUGAGUGUUGUUCUUCUUAGAGCUGUACCUUUCCACACAGAGGAUGUGUCAAGUAGUGGCAAUUUGUCUGUAUUUAAAGUAGAACUGGUUUGAAAGGCUGGGAGGAACUCCUAACCCUGCGGGACGCGUUGUAGGAGCGAUUGCCUCAGCCCUAACACCCUCUGCUGUGUUGUGUAGUGACUCUUCGCAGUGACUGAAAACAAGCCAUAAACCCAGGACUGGUUUUAUUUUUGCUUUUCCUUCCCUGAGGAAGAUAGACUUCGUAAUGAUUCCUGGUCGUGAGCCACAGGCCACAGAGAGGUUUUUUUGUCCUAGACCUUUUUGCUUGAAAACACUUGGUGGAAAGAUGCUGGUGGAACCAGUUUUGAUGGACCAAUCCUAAAGCACUGCAGCCUCCUGUCAAAUGAGUAGUGAAAGAUGAAGGUACAAUGGGCUGAAAACUAAAGCAGUGCAUCUUCUAAUAAAGGCCUUACUUUUCUUAUGUAAGUCAUCCUAUGUGUUUUGUAAACUUGUUCUAAAGACUUGUCUGGACUUUAAUUUGGAUGGUUGUAGCCAUUUUGGACUGUAUGAGUAGAAAAUGUAUCUGACACUUGUAAAUGGCAUAUUAAGAAGCCAGCAAGAAUCUGUUCAGAUGGUGCAUUAUUUAUUAUGCAACAAUAUAUAUAGCAUGUCUUUUUUCUUAUUUUGUUUUCCACUUUUAACUUGCUUGUAAAACUGAAAUUCAUUGUUACUGUUCUGUUUUUCUAUUAAUCUUUUGUGUAUUUUCAGAUUAUGUAACAAUAUGUACAGUCUACUUUUGAACUAUUUUUAUCACAGUAUUAUUUAUUGCUUUCAAUAAAGUACUGAUGCAUUUUCCACUGCCAAUAAAACACUAUGGAAAAGCUAAGAUCUAAUUGUAUGCAGGCAGAAACCUUUGCAGUGAGUGGAUAUUGUCAAUAAAGCAUCUUAACUAUUGUUUGCUGCCCUGUAGAUCUGGUUUCAAAUGAUGACCUUUCUCCAGUAGCAAAAAUAUUCCAUUAGAUGUGACAUUUUCUUUGGAAUUGUUCAAGUUCACAUGCAUUAAUGUCAGUUUUCUGGAAAAAAACUGCUUUUUUGCCUACUUCUGCUCGUCAUUAGAGCUUUGAGUUGCUUUUUAAAAUAAUAAACCAGACCUGACACACAACUUCAGUGUAUUCUGGUCCACGUGGUGAAGAUGGAAAUGCUGUCCUAGACAGCAACAACAGUUGCUUUGGUAAUAAAAUGAAAUCAUGGCCAUACUGAUAUUUGGGGAGAAACAUAGGAGUUGAGGGAACCAGUGCAAAAUGGGGUCACAAUAGAGCUGUUCAUGUCAAUUUUGAUAUAUUUGUAAACCAUUUCAUUGAGUACAAGACUGAGGGAUAAAGUUGCAGAAUAAUGAAAGGAGUCGUGGAGCAUAUUUCAUCAUGUCCUCCAGAUCAACAGCAGGAUGUGGAAUGCCUGGAGAAACACUGCCAUGGACGCUCUAAACCUUAUUUCGUGAUGCAUCUCUGUUUGUCUGGCUUGUCUGUACAAGUUGCUGUCUGUUCAUUUGCAGUCUCUUUUAUAUUCUCAGAGAAUCUA